This is a messenger RNA of Elgaria multicarinata webbii, 2685 nucleotides long. RefSeq lists its product as uncharacterized. The transcript is spliced from 21 exons. NCBI's taxonomy places the organism in Eukaryota, Metazoa, Chordata, Lepidosauria, Squamata, Anguidae. Bases 1 to 2685 code for a protein of 894 amino acids. The record is from RefSeq and is a predicted model, not a curated record.
AUGGGGUGGUGUCUUGCAAUAAGGCUGUUUCUUGUCGUCCUUCUGGCCCCUGGAGUGUGGCUUCAGUUUGCGCCAGCAACAGAUCGGGUAGAUGUGGAAUGUCUAGGCAGCCUUGCCAGACUCAAAUUGAAUCCAGGCUAUUUCCAGAACAAGUACAUCACCUUUGCUGCUAUCGACACAUUUGGCAGGGUUUGGGUGAUAGAUGGAGUCCAGGCUACCAAGUGUGGAUACACCGUCUUCCAGGACGUCUGGGGAAACAUCGAGAUCCGUGCCUCCCUGAUUGGCUGCUAUGCUCAAAUGGCGGAUGAACAGCACUUCACUCUGAACAUACAGAUCCAGGCAGCGACAGACCCAGAGAUUCAUGAUGCUGUUGUGCUUAAUGUCCCAGUGACCUGUCCAUAUGGCCCAUGGCAACCCAGAGAAGUAGUCUGUGAGGCGAAUUAUAUGGAGGUCUCUGUGAGAAGGAAUGUGCCUCCAAUUCCAAAUGACAUGCUUCAAGAUCAACCAGAAGACUGGGCGUCUGCCUUCCCAGAGGCCCAAGCUGGGGUGCCCUCCAUUUGGCAAAUAGUCUUUCACAUGGACACCAAAAAGAAGGCCAUGCUUGUUGAAGAGGCUCAUGCUGUCGGUUAUGGGCUCAACACAACAGACACAAGGAUCAUCUUAAGGGCUUCCUACAACGCAACUGAAGCUCAGAAGUUGGAGGUCAAUGGGGUUCUUUUCUCCUCGGUGAGAUCCAGCACCUACUACAAGCAACGUUGGAUGCUCCUGAUGGUGGACACCGCUGUGGCCUGUCCCAUAGAUGGUGUGACCUACACAGAUGACACCAUCACCUGGACUGUCCCCAAAAGCAUCUCUCCCCUCCUGGUUGGAGUUGGCACCAUCAAAGAGUUGCAAGUGGAGAUGGGUAUCAACCUGUACAAGCUGACUUCGCAGGAUAUAGCCCGCCGGGGAUACUCGCUGGCCAGUGACAAGGAUGCUAUCGUAGUAAAGAUUCCCAUUGGUGCAUUGGGUGGUAACUACAAGAGUUUUGUGGUCUCUGGAAAACUGGCAACCAGCUACAGGAUCAAUCCAUUUGUAGUCCACCUGUGGGAAGAUGACAAGAGGGGUGUCACAAAGCACACCAUUCUGAAGGAGAUCAACACCCCUCUGAAGCUAGUACCAGUGACGGUGACGGACUAUACGAAUAUCCCCCUCCGUCUCUUCAACGCAACUGUUGGAACCGUCCUGCCCGAUGUAGAGCUGGUCACGGUGACAGUGGAUGAAUCGGGGCCCUUGCCACUGCCAGAGGUUGAGAAGUGGGGCUACACCAUCUCUGAGAUCAAGCUCCCCAAUGGCAGCAAAUAUUAUGUGCUGCAGGUCCCCUUUGAUGCCCCAGGAGUCAAGAAGCAGUAUGUGCCAGAGAACAUCAGAAACUACACCAUCAGCCCCAUAUUGGGAUUCAGAGUAAUUCCUCAGGGAGGCACCUUUGAUGUCCCAGUCCCUCUCACUGCCCUGGUCAAGGAUGCAGUGCUGCCCCGGGCGGAGGGGUUCUGUGAUGACCAAGCCCUCUACUUAGUGGUGAAACGUGGCAACGUGGACCAGGACUGGCUGCCCUCUGUGGGGGACACGUACUUGACCCAGGAGACGGCGCAGAGCCUUGGCUACACGCUGCAAGACAACGGAACCCACUUGGCCCUGAGUGUGCCCAGGCGUGCCGCCCGUGUGCUCUUUGAGGAAAUAAGCUCUUCUGGGAUUGUGGCCACCUUCCGGUUGCAGCUGAAGGAUCGCCUCACUGAAGUGGAAAUGAUAGACUUUGCCAUUUCUUGCACCUUUUCUCCAAAAGACCUCAUUGACUGUCGGUCUAAUGGCACCGUUGUGGUCUCUGCCGUGAAGCUGGUUGGCCUCCCAGAAAUGGAGCCGUCUGGUUUGGUGCUGCGGGACAGGCACUGCAGGCCAGCUUUGGUGACAGAGGAGGGAGCAACCUUCAUCUUCAAUGUGAACUCUUGUGGGACAACCCGCAUGUUUGAAAGCUCCACCGUGACCUAUGAAAAUGAGGUCCUGUACUUCCUGAUGGGCCAAACCGCACCGGUUUAUCAGUUGAAAUGUGCAUGCCGAUACUUCAUUGGGGAUGCUGUCUUGCUCCAGUAUAGUCCUCUUGAAAUUCCAUCACCAAGCAUCCUGCCUGAGACUGGGCUGCUGGCGCUUGCCCUGAAGCUGGCCAGAGAUAAGUCCUACAGUGAUUUCUACCGGGACACGGAGUACCCAGUGACGCGCUACCUUAGAGAACCUCUCCACUUCCAGGCAGAACUUCUCCACAGCCAGGACCCCCAGCUAGAACUCUUCUUGGUGGACUGUUGGGCCACAGCGUCGUCAGACAGGGACAGUUCUCCACAAUGGCAUAUCAUGGUUGACAGUUGCGAGAACAUGGAGGACACGCAUCGCACCACUUUCCACAGGGUCCCCAGCGGCUCAGUCCCAUUCCCUACACACCUGAAGCGGUUUGAAGUGCAGAUGUUUACAUUCAUGGUGAAUAGCCAAGCUCUUCGAGGCCAGAUCUACUUCCACUGCAGUGCAGUGAUCUGUGAUUCCAGCUAUCCAUCUUCCGAUGCCCUCUGUGCCAGGCGCUGUAUUCCCAGAAGGCAGAGAGCCGAAGCACUGGUUCCACCAAUGACCUACGGGGGUACAUCUCGUCCGGAGCAAUUGUGA